Clupea harengus (Atlantic herring) is the source of this 832-nucleotide messenger RNA. RefSeq names its product tenascin-N-like. Gene Ontology annotation, molecular function: protein binding. The record is from RefSeq and is a predicted model, not a curated record. NCBI's taxonomy places the organism in Eukaryota, Metazoa, Chordata, Actinopteri, Clupeiformes, Clupeidae.
AGGUGAUUCCCAUCUAUCCCAAUAUGUCUGUCCAGCGAAACACACUUCCCAAAAACACAAGAUAACUAUUCUUGAUAAUAAAAAUGGUGGUGAUAUAUGUAACAGUGAUGUUUUUAAGGAUGCAUCUUUUACCAACCAACCAGAAACUCAAGAUAUUGAGAUCUUGAAGCUUCAGACCUCCACACAUGGCACAGGUCAGAAGCAAAGAUCAUGACAAAAUAUAGGUUUUCAUUUAAUAGCGUCCUUCCUUUUCAGAGGUCCCACUCCCAGAGCGUCUGACUGUGAGCUCCAUCACGUCUUCAUCUGCUAGCCUCAGCUGGCUGGUGUCUCCUGAGAUGGAGCAGACUCCACACAGCUUCCUGGUCUCUUACCGGAGUGAAGGGAGUGAGCAAAAGUCCAUCCCUACUAAGUCAUGCAGCACAGUCAUCACAGGCCUGAAACCAGGAACUGACUACACUGUUAAAGUCUACACUGAGCUCCAACAUGGAGGAAAGAGCCAGCCUGCUUCUGUUCAGAUGAUGACAGAGGUCCCAGUCCCAGAGCGUCUGACUGUGAGCUCCAUCACUUCUUCAUCUGCUAGCCUCAGCUGGCUGGUGUCUCCUGAGAUGGAGCAGACUCCACACAGCUUCCUGGUCUCUUACCGGAGUGAAGGGACUGAGCAAAAGUCCAUCCCUACUAAGUCAUGCAGCACAGUCAUCACAGGCCUGAAACCAGGAACUGACUACACUGUUAAAGUCUACUCUGAGCUCCAACAUGGAGGAAAGAGCCAGCCUGCUUCUGUUCAGAUGAUGACAGGUACGAUAAUUUUGUAAAUAACCUUUAAGCAAGUGUA